GCUGGAGCACAUCCCUUCUGGGCAGGGGUGCUGGAGGGACGGCAGCAGCUUGGUCUUGCUCCAGGGGGUUGUCCAGUGAGUGAUUCCCGUUUCCCCUAAGGCUGCCUCUCAUUAGCAUGAAACGGGGGAAGGGCAUAAAAGAUUCCAGUUCGUUUUGAGUCUGGAAAAAUACUUCAAAAUGACAAGCCAAGUGUUGUGGCUCCUCUGCUUUGCCAUUAGAUCAUCCUCCGGAUCCCUGCCCUAUGCUGAGAAAGCUGGCCAGGCUCUCAGCAAAGAUGCUUUUAGUUCAGCAGCUGCUGCACCUGGGCAGGUGAAGCUGCCAGCCCGUGGCACCAGCAGUGCCAGUGGGAAUUCCAGGGAACGCUGGCUCCUGCCUCCCGCCCACCUGCAGCCGCCAAAGCCUCCCGAAAUGCCCUCCCUGCCCUGGGACAAGAAGAAGCGCACCAAACCUGCCCUGGAGAACAGCACAGGGCUGAGGAAACACCUCUGGCAGCCCCUGGAGAGCCCAUCUGAGGGGCCUUUCCCCAGCUCGCAGGACUCCAACAGGAAGCACACGGACCGGCGCCGCGCCGGCGCUGCCAACAGCGUGUCCGCCCGCGCCCCCCACGCCACGGCCCCCCAGCAGCACGGGCCAUCCCCACAGGGGGCUCAUCCUCUGCCAGGCUCACUGCAGCCAGCCGAUCCCAACACGCUGCUCUUCAACCGCCCGGGCCAGACCACCCCCCACGAACACCCCGACCCCUUCGACAGGAUCCCCAAACCCUCCUGGCUCCCCAACCGCUGGUCCCCCGGCCCAGCCCCCCGCCUGGCAGCGCUGAGGAAAGGUGGUGACGAGGAGAGGGAGUGCCUGACCCAGUGCAGGGGAGAGUGGGAUGAAGUGGAGGCCUUUUGUGCCAGUGAAUUCGCAGUGAAUGGAAUUGUUUAUGACAUGGAAAGCCUGGGGAAUGGAGUCCACUGGAUCACCCUCCUGGUGAACGGUGAUGGAUUGUACAAGAUGAGCCGCCUGUACGUCGUUCCCGAUGCCGCCUUCUUCCGAGUUCACAUCCUACUUGUGGAUACUUUGAACUGCAGUAAACCCUGCCCAGACUUCAAACUUGGGAGCAGGUACAUCGUGAUGGGGCGGAUCUUCCACAAGCGCCGGGAGCUGCCGGCGGAGCUGCUGCCAGCGCUGCGCGGGCGGCUCCGCCCGGGCGACGGCUGGAUCGGGAGCGGCGGCGGCGGCUUCGUCAGGAGGUUCAACAGGAAAAGGGAUCACAGGGUGCAGGCGGCGCGUUCCAAGUGUCCCUAAGGGCCGGUGGCCCCGUCCAGGACACGGGGAGCAGCGGGAUCCACGCCUGGCCAGGGCAGCCAUCGGACACUGCUUGUGCUUCAGCAAACACGGAAUGCCUCGGCCAGGCCACUCCGGUGGGGCAGGGAAUGUUAACUUGCUCCAGCUUUUUCAGAGCCACAGGUUAGUGUAGCCUCCCCUGCUGCAGUGCACCCCCAAUAAUCAGUAGUAAAUGCACAGCUCUGGAGGCUUCAUCCUCAGUACUCGGCAACUGCACUUUAGAACCUCUGCCCCUGAACACGGUAGGUCUGUACACAGCUUUGUCUACACGGGAUGUCACACAGUUCUGCCUGAAGUCUUCCAUGCAUUUGAUUCAAGAGAAACCAACACCACUAAGUAGCACUUGUAUUGGUUUUGGUCUCCUCCAACACCUCUUUUGUGCUGCUUCUAAAAUGGCCACACAAAGCACACAGAAUGCAGUGUCACUGUUUGAGUAGAUGAACACGCUGACUGAAAGCACACCAAGAACUGCACAGCACAAAUGCCCCGUUUGGCUCAUGAGUAACGGCCCAAGUUCACUCCCAGGGAUGCAGAACGAGCACGGCCUGCACGGUUUGUGUGCCUGGGUGCACGGGCAGAUCCUCCUGGAUGCCACCCCCCUUCAGAAAUAUCACCCAGCUCGCACUUGCACAUCAGUAAAGUUACUUUUAAAGUCACGGAUACAACCUCUUAGUACCUUUAACGUGGUGGGAGGGAAGAACCUGUGAAAGGGUUGCAGAGGGAAUCAAAUGUUUGCUGUUCCCAGUCAGUGUUUGCAGAUCUUAAGUCUGUAAAAGAAACUAAUAAAAUGUUCAUGAGGUUCUGGUU
This is a messenger RNA of Myiozetetes cayanensis, 2134 nucleotides long. It is a transcript of the gene CUNH17orf58, whose product is annotated as chromosome unknown C17orf58 homolog. Lineage: Eukaryota; Metazoa; Chordata; Aves; Passeriformes; Tyrannidae. The transcript is spliced from 5 exons. The record is from RefSeq and is a predicted model, not a curated record. The coding region runs from base 179 to 1288 and encodes 369 amino acids. Gene Ontology annotation, molecular function: protein binding.